AUGUCGUCUCUGGGCACAACCUCACUGCCGCCUUUGCGGUCCAACCUGACCACUCCUCGGGAUCGAUCCGACCCAACCCGAGCAUCCAACAUUACACUCGCCGGGACAUUCUAUGGCUCCAAGCCUGGAACCGCGGGCGGCCUCGCAAACAGCGCCAGCGCAAGGGGCACCACCGCCGAAACUCUUGCGGCCCUGCGUUCUGGCUCGAGCGAGCCUUCCGAGCGGCCCGUGACCCCUCCAGCCCAAACGUUCGAUGAGUUCCUCGCCCAGCUUUCGGCCGAGCGAGCGCUCGCCGAGUACCGUGGAGGAUCCAGCGGCGAGUCCAAGGAGGAGCGCCAGUGGCCCGAUGAGUUCAUCGACGACUCGGAAGACACCCGCGAGAAGAUCAUGCGCCAGGACGAGCUGGGGCUUCGCUCAGACGGCUCCGGGUGGGGACUCCCUCGAAAAGAAUGGCCCCGAGUCGAGCUGGCAGGAGAGGCCAAUGACGGGCCAAAAUCCAUUGAUGCCAAGGCACUGAAGCACUGGGAAAGCCAAGGACGGAGUAUCGAAAGGAAAAGUAUUGUCAAUGCCCUCACUUCGGGACCACCGCCCCCGGAACGUGCUUUGGACAGCAUUCAUCUCAAACUCAAGCGAGCGAUUCCAUCGCUGAAGCACCUGGACGAACUGAACGACCACAUCGCCAUCCUGACCGAAAAGCUCCAACUCAACUACCCCGAGGAUAGCAUCCAGCUGAUCUCUGAUGGGACAGAGUCCCCCACGAGCCAGACAUCACCAGUCCAGGCCGAACCACCCCAGAGAGAAGCAGCCUCGGCGGAAGAGGGCUUCCCGAAGGUGCUUGAAAUCUGUGGCAUAUCCAAGGAACGGCUGGAACAUGCAUCGAGUACUUUUAUCACGCAACUUGCAGAUUCCUACGAAGUCCCACAGAUUCUGGACAAACCGCCGGAUCUCAAGGCUGAGCAGGAAGCCAAAUUGAAGGCCAGUGGUGGCUACCAGCUGAUUGAAUUCAAUCACUUUCCGGGCUAUACCCCAGACCGCAUGAGCCCGCUUCCGAACGAAAUACUUGCCAAGCCCAUUAUCGUAGCGGUGCUAUCUGAAAAGACCAGGACGGUAACGUGCACUGAGGCUCGAUCGUGCGCAUCGCACCGGCGACGAGUGUCAUGGACCAUCGCCCUCAAAGGCUGAAGUGUCG
Polychytrium aggregatum is the source of this 1189-nucleotide messenger RNA. RefSeq lists its product as uncharacterized. NCBI's taxonomy places the organism in Eukaryota, Fungi, Chytridiomycota, Chytridiomycetes, Polychytriales. The transcript is spliced from 5 exons. The record is from RefSeq and is a predicted model, not a curated record. Bases 1 to 1182 code for a protein of 393 amino acids.